UGGCCAGGGUCCCCACCAGCAUCUGCAGGCACUUAACGCCAAAACGCGUCAACGACGCGUGUGAGCGACGCGCUCAGCCCCUCCCUCUGUUCAAUGCCACACUCAGACACAGAAAUCUUUACCCGCCAUUAUCAUCGCGUCGCAGCCGGAUCGCCGAGCUUUUGAUUGCGAACUCACGGCAAAUUCGCGGCCUACUGUGUUAAACAAGCAUCAUGGACGCUUUUAUGCUCGAAGAUGAAGGCGUGCGGGAUCGCAUUCGCCAGGCGGAAGAAUUCCUAGAUCCAAGCGAUUCUUACGCACGAAGCUACCGCUCAGAUAUUGUUCUGAUGCUGCAGAAAAAUCAGCGUCGUCUGGUGGUGAACCUCGACCACGUCCGAGACCACAACGCCGAACUCGCUCGAGGAGUUCUCAAGCAGCCCUCGGACUACACUGUGGCUUUUGAUCAUGCCUUGAAGAAGAUCGUCGAAACCAUUCCACAAGCACGUCCUGACCAGACUGCGCGCGACACAAUAUACUACUGUGCAUGGGCUGGUAGCUUCGGACUCAAUUCCUGCAAUCCGCGCUCCUUGUCAUCGAAACAUCUCAAUGAUAUGGUUUCCCUCGAGGGCAUUGUGACGCGCUGCUCACUCAUUCGCCCUAAAGUUGUCAGGAGCGUGCAUUACAAUGAGAAGCAGGACAAGUUUCAUUUCCGGGAAUAUCAGGAUCAAACCAUGACAAACGGUGCUACUACUUCGAACGUGUACCCACGGGAGGAUGACGAGGGCAACCCGCUGACAACAGAAUACGGAUUCUGCACAUAUCGUGAUCACCAGACUGUUUCGAUCCAAGAGAUGCCCGAGAGAGCUCCUCCAGGCUUGCUUCCUCGAAGCGUUGAUGUGAUUCUUGACGACGACUUGGUGGAUCGGGUCAAACCGGGCGACAGAGUUCAGCUUGUUGGCAUCUACCGAACCCUUGGCAACAGAAACACAAACCACAACAGCGCACUCUUCAAGACUGUAAUCCUUGCGAACAAUGCCGUGCUCCUUUCUUCAAAAGCUGGGGGCGGUAUUGCUACGGCGGCCAUCACUGAUACGGAUAUUCGCAACAUCAACAAGGUCUCUAAGAAGAAGAAUCUUUUGCAGCUGCUAUCACAGUCUUUGGCGCCUAGCAUCUAUGGGCAUGACUACAUCAAAAUGGCCAUCUUGCUCAUGCUCCUUGGUGGGAUGGAAAAAAACCUAGAGAACGGUACUCACCUCCGUGGUGAUAUCAACAUCUUAAUGGUCGGAGACCCGUCCACAGCCAAAUCACAACUCCUGAGGUUCGUACUGAACACCGCUCCGCUGGCUAUCGCCACCACUGGACGUGGAUCAUCGGGUGUCGGUCUUACUGCAGCUGUUACGUCGGACAAGGAAACAGGCGAGCGACGUCUAGAAGCUGGUGCUAUGGUUAUGGCCGACCGAGGCAUUGUGUGCAUCGACGAAUUUGACAAGAUGUCAGAUGUGGACAGAGUAGCGAUACACGAAGUGAUGGAACAACAGACCGUGACCAUUGCGAAAGCGGGCAUCCACACCUCACUGAAUGCCAGGUGCAGCGUGGUGGCCGCCGCCAACCCGAUAUUUGGGCAGUACGAUCCUCAUAAGGAUCCUCACAAGAACAUCGCCCUACCGGAUUCUCUCUUGUCUCGCUUCGACUUGCUUUUCGUUGUCACAGAUGAUAUCGAGGACACCCGCGAUCGCCAAGUCUCGGAGCAUGUUCUACGGAUGCAUCGCUACCGGCAGGCUGGCACAGAAGAAGGUGCUCCUGUACGGGAACAAGGCACCCAAUCUCUUGGAGUGUCUGCUGCUGAGCAAAGCAACACGCAAAGGCAGACCGAUGUCUUCGAGAAAUACGAUGCAAUGCUUCAUGCCGGCGUCACCGUGACCUCAGGAAGGGGGGCUAACAAGAAGCCUGAGAUCUUGAGUAUGCCUUUCAUGAAGAAAUACAUUCAAUAUGCAAAGACACGCAUUCGUCCGCUUCUCACUCCAGAAGCUUCCGAGCGCAUUGCCGAGAUUUACGUCGGUCUGCGAAACGACGAGAUGGAGGGUAAUCAGAGGCGCACCAGCCCUCUCACUGUUCGAACAUUAGAGACUCUGAUCCGCCUUGCUACGGCUCACGCGAAAUCUCGCUUGUCGCCGAGAGUUGAGGAACGGGACGCGCUAGCUGCUGAGGGGAUUCUGCGCUUCGCACUAUUCAAAGAGGUUCUCGAAGAUCACUCGCGAAGGAAGCGGCGUAGGACCGAGGCCCCUGAGUUCGCUUCAUCUAGUGAAGAAAGCUCUGGAGAUGAUUCAGGUGAAGAGGGCGACGAUAAUGGGACUCAAAGGGGCAGUCGCACUGCAAGAUCCUCGACCAGGGCGACUAGAGCAUCGACUCGCUCAAAAACCAACAGGGCUAGCGACAAUGUGGGAGACACUGGAACUCAUGGCCAUGGGGAAGAUGAGGAUGAUGAUCAUGGGCAUGCCCCUGAUCUUACGCCCCGGCGCUCGACUCGGAGUGGGAGGUCUGCCAAUCCAGCGGAUGAUUCGCAGACGUCGUUUGCCUCCUCGCUGCCGGCAUCACAGGUGCUCGAACCGACACAGAACGAUGAGGCUGACCAAGACCUCGCGAGUGGUGCGGCUGACCUCGCAAUCGACGACACUCCCAUAGAUGCUCCGCGCUUGGCUACAUUCAGGUCUGCUCUUGGUCAGCUAAUGAGCACGAGUCUCUUUGAGGAUGACGCCGCCCAUUUUGACGACGUGCUCAAGGCAGUCAAUGGCAAAGUUCCCAGCCGUGAAAGAUUUGACAAAGCAGAAGCCUCCAAGGCCCUCAAGAAGCUCGAGGAAGCCAAUCACAUUAUGUUUGCGGAUGGCCAGUUCGUGUACAAGAUAUAGAUGGCAUUGGCAGCGUGGAGUGGCGUUUGCGGCGAGCUGGAUUCCCUUGAUGAAUGUGUAGCGACGAAACGUGAG
This is a messenger RNA of Emericellopsis atlantica, 2960 nucleotides long. Its product is annotated as MCM2/3/5 family-domain-containing protein. Gene Ontology annotation, biological process: DNA strand elongation involved in DNA replication; double-strand break repair via break-induced replication; mitotic DNA replication initiation. Bases 213 to 2885 code for a protein of 890 amino acids. Gene Ontology annotation, molecular function: single-stranded DNA binding; single-stranded DNA helicase activity; ATP hydrolysis activity. The transcript has 3 exons. The record is from RefSeq and is a predicted model, not a curated record. Lineage: Eukaryota; Fungi; Ascomycota; Sordariomycetes; Hypocreales; Bionectriaceae. Gene Ontology annotation, cellular component: nucleus; MCM complex.